Molecule: messenger RNA, 2448 nt
Organism: Erinaceus europaeus (western European hedgehog)
Lineage: Eukaryota; Metazoa; Chordata; Mammalia; Eulipotyphla; Erinaceidae
Gene: PM20D2
Product: peptidase M20 domain containing 2
Exons: 7
Coding region: 124-1425 (433 amino acids)
Molecular function (GO): dipeptidase activity
Source: RefSeq, a predicted model, not a curated record
UGCGCGCGCAUCCCGGGUUCUCACAGAUGCCACGCACGCGUGCGCAGUUGCAGCGAGCGGCUAGGUGGAAGCCUUGGAGCCAUUGAACCACUGCACUUUGUACACUCACAGGUGCUGGGCACGAUGAGAGCGGGAGAGGAGAGGCCAGCAGAGCGGGGAGCGUGCGCGGGCAGCUCCGAGGUAGAGCUGCUGAAGCUGCGCGCGGCGGAGGGCAUCGACGAGGCGGCCGAGCGCCUGGGAGCCCUGAGCCGUGCCAUCUGGAGCGAGCCAGAGCUGGCCUACGAGGAGCACCAGGCGCACCGCGUCCUGACGCGCUUUUUCGAGCUGGAGCAGCCGGCAGACUCCUGGGCGGUGCAGCCUCACUACCACCUGGCCACGGCCUUCCGCGCCGAGUGGGAACCGCCAGGGGCCAGGGCGGGGCUGCGCCCGUUGCAGCUGGGCUUCCUUUGCGAGUACGACGCGCUGCCUGGCAUCGGGCACGCCUGCGGCCACAACCUGAUCGCGGAGGUCGGGGCGGCGGCCGCGCUGGGCGUGAAGGCUGCCCUGGAGGGCCUCCCUGGGCCGCCUCCGUCCAUGAAGGUAAUUGUCUUGGGAACCCCUGCAGAAGAAGAUGGUGGUGGUAAAAUUGAUUUAAUUGAAGCAGGGGCUUUUAAAGAUCUUGAUGUUGUUUUUAUGGCCCACCCAUCCCAAGAGAAUGCUGCUUAUCUACCUGAUGUGGCUGAACAUGAUGUGACUGUGAAAUACUAUGGAAAAGCAUCUCAUGCUGCUGCUUAUCCCUGGGAAGGAGUAAAUGCCUUAGAUGCUGCUGUUCUUGCUUACAACAAUGUAUCUGUGCUUAGACAGCAAAUGAAACCAACAUGGAGGGCUCAUGGUAUAAUAAAAAAUGGUGGUGUAAAACCCAAUAUCAUUCCCUCUUACUCUGAGUUGGUCUAUUACUUCCGUGCACCCUCAAUAAAAGAACUUCGAGUUUUGACCAAAAAAGCAGAAGAUUGUUUCAGAGCUGCAGCUUCAGCUACAGGAUGCACAGUAGAGAUUGAAGGUGAUGCCCAUGAUUAUUACAAUGUUCUUCCCAAUAAGAGCUUGUGGAAAGCUUAUAUGGAAAAUGGGAAGAAGCUGGGAAUAGAAUUCAUUUCAGAAGGUUCAAUGUUGAAUGGCCCUUCAGGGUCUACAGAUUUUGGAAAUGUAACUUUUGUGGUUCCUGGUAUUCAUCCAUAUUUUUACAUUGGAUCUAAUGCCUUGAAUCAUACAGAAGAGUAUACAGAAGCUGCUGGAUCACAGGAAGCUCAGUUCUACACUUUGCGUACAGCGAAAGCUCUGGCAAUGACUGCAUUGGAUAUUAUUUUCAAACCAGACUUGCUAGAAAAAAUUAGAGAAGACUUUAAAUUGAAACUUCAAGAGGAAGAGUAUAUAAAUACAGUAGAAUAAAAGGAAGACAUUGGAGCCACCUAUGAGCCAUGAAGAAGUGAUUUCCCCCCUUAAUUCUUUUUAAUGAAUGAGAGGGGUAUGCUUGCUUUUUCAAACAUAAAGGAAUCAAUUUCUGUAACCUAAAAAAGUGAGGACAUAACAUGGAAAAAACACAGUUGAUAUAUAAAAUAGAAUUUUUCAAAAGCCUGUAUAUAUAUAUUGUAAUCUUUCAGGAGCAGAUGUAUGAUUACAUUUCUUAACCUAGUGGACAUGUUUGUUGGUGAUAUUUUAUAAAUGCAUAUGUUUUAAUUGUGUUUUAAGAGAUACACAAGGUCUCAGACCUUGUAUUGAGGGUUGACAUGUGAAAGAUUUUUUUUUUUUAGUAUAGAGUGGUGACAUUCUGUAGUUUUAAAACUCAAGUUCUGAAUUUAAGGAAAUCUCAUUUAAAUGUCCAUUUCUUUCCUGUUUUUAUAGAGUCUCUUCCUUUAUAAUUAAGGUAGAUUUCUAAUCAGAAAUGCUGUGGGUAACAACAGGAAACUCAGGUAUAAAGAACCUUGGUUUUACUAUUUGAAGGAAAUUGACAUUGUUCUUUUUAUAGAAUUAACUCUAAGAAGUGGCAUAAAGAUGCUAUUUAUAAUUCAAUAUUACUAUAAUGAGAGAAAUUUUAGGCAAGUAUUGUUGAACUCUUCCAGUAUGGUGUUUACUUGGUAGCCUGAUAUGUUUUUGAAGGACUUUCUGAGAGAGAACUUGUGGCUUCACCCACUAAACUCAGUUAAUGUCAUAUAACUAGGUAACCUAGGAACCCUAUUCAGGCUAUAAUCUGUCUGUAAACAGAAGCCAGCCUGUCCAGCUUGACUAUAAUAUAUAUUAAGUUGAAUUUUACAGAACAGAAGUUCAAGCCUCCUUAAGUCUUUUUCUAGUUUAAUUCUGAUUUUAAAGUAUUAUAAGUUCUCUGUAGCCUUAUUUUAAUGUGAAUUUCUUGAACAUGAAAAGUAUCUGAUGCAACAAAUAAACUGUGAAUAUAGGAAAGUUUCUGUAAGUUUU